CUGAGUGUCGGGCACGGUUUCGGCGCGGGGACACUCGAUUUUCUAUCGCAAGCCGACCGCACGAAGUCGCCGCACGAUAAACGGGCGGGCUCCUUUGCAAAGGCAAGCCGAACGCAUCCGCGCGCACCCAUCCCUGUGCGGGCAGCUACGCGAUGGACGCCACCGGCCGCGCCAGGAGCACAGCCUUCUUCGUGGUUGGGACGCGGAUUUCGGUGCCGGUGCUCGCCGCCCUGCUGCUGGUUUUACUCUCGAAAACCGCCGUGGAAGCCGUGUCCUGCAAGGAUGAGCGAAACGAAGACGUUGAGUGGUUCUUCAUGUACAAAAUGCCCAAGGAGGCAUCCCGGGCCGCCUCGGUGGCCUUCAACAAGGCGUCCACCUCACCGCGGGGCGGAGAGGAGUACUUCUACGUGGACGCGCGGACGCCGGCGUCCACGUCCCGGUGGCCACGCUCCGAGCACUCAGUGGCCGAGGCCACCGGAGCCCUGGCCAACACUUUGGCGCCGCUUUACUCGACGAAUAAGUCCGCGCUGAACCUGGCCUACGCGACGUACAACGACCAGCCUCCGAAUGGCAUUGACGGCGCCACUGUCGACAGCCAUGGCCACACGAAAGGCGUGAUCCUGUUCGACGAGCAGCAGGGCGUGUGGCUGGUCCACAGCGUGCCCGAGUUCCCCAGCUCCCUGCACGGCGGACGUUACGUGUUCCCUGACACCGGCCGUGAGUACGGCCAGACGGCGCUGUGCGUCACAUUCCCGACGAGUCAGCUGGACACAAUAGGUAUGUACAUAGCCCCCGGAGUAUCGAACGCAAUGACGGACGUUCCGCCCCCUCUGCCACCACGGUUGGGGGCUGGCCUCCAAGCUGAACGUCGGUCUGCUGCGUCCGACCAUCUGCACAUGACUCUGCCAGGGUCAUCGAGCGGCUCUGACGUGGACGACAUGGAAUCCGACGGUGGAUAUACAGUGGCCACAAAGCGCCGGUUGAAGAGGAAACUUCCCAGGACUUCAAGCGUACCUGGGCCACUCGCAGACGUCUACGAGGCGGCCGUGGGCGUCACCCUACGGACAGACGUGCUGGCCUCGACGUGGCGCAACGGUCGCGGCGGCAAGCUACCGCCGGCAUGCAACGGCGCCGGCGGCGGUCCUCGGGUGCUGGACGUGCUGCAGAUGCGCUUCGACCAGGCGUCGAGCAACGCGUCGCUGGCCUUCGACAACACCGAGGACCACAGCAAGUGGGCCGUGUCCCUGCCGGGCAAGAAGUGGGCCCACGACAAGGUGCCGGAGAGGGGGGAGAACGACGACGCGGGCUACGUGUGCGUCGGCUCGCUCAACAGAAUGCAAUCUCAACUGCGAAGAGGCGGCGAAACCCUGUGCUUCCGCAACGCCAUGCUCCACGGUUUGCUCCUCAACAGCGUCGUCUCGCACGACACCUGUCCGCGGAACGCCGCGGCCGCUUGAUUCGCAGCGACCAAACUUUACAAGACAUCGUGCUGAGGAAAAGAAGAAUAAAGGUUACGACUGA
Molecule: messenger RNA, 1521 nt
Organism: Dermacentor silvarum
Lineage: Eukaryota; Metazoa; Arthropoda; Arachnida; Ixodida; Ixodidae
Product: deoxyribonuclease-2-alpha
Exons: 7
Coding region: 153-1457 (434 amino acids)
Biological process (GO): apoptotic DNA fragmentation
Molecular function (GO): deoxyribonuclease II activity
Source: RefSeq, a predicted model, not a curated record